Molecule: messenger RNA, 1065 nt
Organism: Entrophospora sp. SA101
Lineage: Eukaryota; Fungi; Glomeromycota; Glomeromycetes; Entrophosporales; Entrophosporaceae
Source: the annotation of a GenBank genome assembly
AUGGUUUUAGAAGCAACAAUGAUCGUAUUGGAUAAUUCAGAAUGGAUGCGUAAUGGUGAUUAUACACCAACUAGACUUGAAGCACAAAAAGAUUGUGUAAAUCUUUUAUUUGGAUCAAAAAUUCAAGCUAACCCGGAAAACACUGUAGGUUUAUUGACUAUGGCUGAAGUUCUUGUAACUUUAACUUCUGAUGUUGGUAAAAUAUAUUCUGCAUUACAUAACAUUAAAAUCGGUGGAAAACCAAAUCUAACAACUGGUAUUCAAGUUGCACAGAAUGCAUUAGUAACGUUGGGUAAGAAAAUGAAAAAAAAUAAUGUUGCAGUGGAUAUUAUUAACUUUGGAGAAGAAUCAGAGAAUAAUUCAAAAUUAGAAGCAUUCAUAAACGCUGUCAAUAGUGGUGAUAACAGUCAUAUUUUAACAGUUCCACCAGGACCUCAUAUACUUAGUGAUGCAUUAUUAUCAUCGGCUAUAUUAGCGGGAGAAGAUGGUGUUCCUGCUGGUUUUGCCGCAGGCGGCGGAAAUAGCUUUGAGUUUGGUGUUGAUCCUAAUCUUGAUCCCGAACUUGCUUUGGCUUUACGUAUUUCACUAGAAGAAGAGAAGGCAAGACAGGAAGCUAAAGCAGCAGAGGUAUCCACCACUUCAAAUUCUAAUCAAGAAGCAGAGUCAUCAACAAUGGCUAUUGAUCAAACAAUCGGAGGAGGCAGUACUGAUAAAGCUGAACUUAGUACAAUUAUUAACACAGAAAAUCAAGUAUGUUCAAUUGAUUUAGGGAAGCAAGGAGGAGAGGAGGAGAAAGAGGGUGAUAAAGAUACUGAUGAUGUACAUAUGGAGGAACUUACCGAGGAUGAACAGAUGGCUCGUGCAUUACAAAUGUCAAUGCAAGGAGAUGGUGAAUCUAAUGUUAAGAUAACAACGGAUGAUUAUAAUGUUAUGCAAGAUCCAGAAUUCAUGAGUGAACUGCUUCAAUCUUUACCAGGAGUUGAUCCUAAUGAUCCACAAAUUAGAAAUGCUUUACAAGGUAAAUGUGAUGCAUUAAAUUUCACAAUAGCAACAACGGUUGCGUGA